Messenger RNA from Siniperca chuatsi (mandarin fish), 2064 nucleotides. RefSeq names its product neuronal differentiation 4 (gene neurod4). The transcript is spliced from 2 exons. Gene Ontology annotation, molecular function: protein dimerization activity. Gene Ontology annotation, biological process: nervous system development; regulation of DNA-templated transcription. The record is from RefSeq and is a predicted model, not a curated record. NCBI's taxonomy places the organism in Eukaryota, Metazoa, Chordata, Actinopteri, Centrarchiformes, Sinipercidae. The coding region runs from base 200 to 1267 and encodes 355 amino acids.
CCGGUAGUGCCAUUUGGAGAUGAAAGUUCCACGCGCUCUAAUGGCUAUCUGACGGAGCAGAAGAGUUUGGGACACAGUGGAUGCGCGAAGAGAGAAACGCAGUGGCUCUGGACUAAUCACUCUGUUGCUGAACUUUUAAAAUUAGCCAGGCUUUUCUAUUAUUUUGGGCAAAGCGAGCGGUGAAUUCAAACAGAUCAAAAUGAUGGCCAAACCAUUUGGAAAGAGUGGGGAUGUGAGUGAGCUGGUGAGCUCCCUCGGCUGGCUGGAGGAGGACGGCAGCUCUCAGGAUGGAGAGGAAAGCCCAGAGAUGAGGGGACGCCAUGGCUUGACUGUAGGGAGCCGAAUCCACUCCUGCACAGAACUUGGCAGUGAGGAUAUGGAGGAAGAAGAGGAGGAAGAUGAUGAGGAGGAGAGUGGGCCAAAUGGAGAAAACACUCCAAAAAGGAGAGGUCCUAAGAAGAAGAAGAUGACCAAAGCUAGACAGGAGAGGUUUCGUGUCCGGCGAGUCAAGGCCAACGCCCGAGAACGUUCACGUAUGCAUGGGCUGAACGAUGCCCUGGAUAAUCUGCGCAGAGUGAUGCCCUGCUACUCCAAGACACAGAAGCUGUCAAAGAUUGAGACUCUACGGCUGGCCCGCAACUACAUCUGGGCUCUGUCGGAGGUGCUUGAGAGUGGCCAGUCCCCAGAGAGCCAUGGCUUUAUGGAGAUGCUGUGUAAAGGUCUGUCUCAGCCCACCAGUAACCUCGUGGCCGGCUGCUUGCAGCUGGGACCCAGUCCGAUGAUGCUCAACAAGCUGGAGGACAAGUGUGGAGGCCCAGGGAUAGGUGGUGUGGGGGGUCAGGCUGGCCAUCCCCUCACCUACCCUUCUCCAGGCCUUCCCAGCCCCCCCUAUGGCUCCCUGGAGUCUUCCCACCUCCUCCAUAUGAAGGGAUUCAAGGGGCCUGUGUAUGACAACUCCUCCCCUAACGAGUGCAGCAGUGGCACGCCACCAUACGAUGGGCCCCUCACUCCCCCCCUGAGCAUCAGUGGCAACUUUUCCCUGAAGCAAGAGCCUUCUCCCCAUGAGUCAGAGAGGAACUACGCACCUCACCACCAUGCCCACUACCUCUCGUCCCACCAUUACCCUACUUCUACGACUGGUGGCCUACCAGGGGGGCCUCAGGGCCACCCACUUUUUCAGGCUUCACGCUAUGAGCUGCCCCUGGAUGUGGCCUUUGACUCCUUCACUCCCUCUCACCUGAUCACCUCUCAGAUGGGCACCAUCUGAAAUAUGACCAUGAACAGUUGAGAGGACCAGUGAUUGACUCUGCUAUGAAACUGUCCAGGGGAGAAGCACUGCUCUUCAAUAAACUGCUGUAAAAAUGAUGGCCGUGGUACUGACUGUAUAGAGAAAAUGGUUUGCAUUUAUGUUGUCUAGUACUCUGGGAGAGCACUGAAUGCUCAGAGAGACUCACCACCUCAACUCAAUCUACCUGAUACAUACACGCACCCAUAACUUUUAAUAUUUUAUUUAUUCUUUUUUUGUUAUGAUUAUAUGUUGGUAUUUGGAUUAUAAUUAUUUCUAAAGACGUUGCCCCCUCAGUUGUUACAGUGUGAGUAAAGAUUAUUUUACCAAAUCAGAUAUUCAUGCUAAAGCAUUACACAGAUGUGUCUGUGUAAGUUUAGGGAUUGAACAAAAACAUGAGAACUUUGUCAAAAGAUCUGCAUGUCUGCAUAUCAAAAUAAGUUCAUCAAAAGUCAUCCAACCUAAACCUAAACUGUGCCCUGAGGCCCACAACCAAUGCCCCUCUCGCCAUAAGAAAAAGCAAUGCAUUUAUUUAUAUUUGUAUUUAAUAUUUAUUUUGAUAACGUCUUGUCCUUUUUAUAUUUUUCUCAGCACAGUUUUUGUUUCACUGUCUUCUUGGUUUAUUGUCAGUCACUGGCAGCUCUACUGUAUUUAAAUUAUUUAUUUGAGGUCUUUCAGGUACUUGUUCAUUUGGUGUCACAAUUUUUGUCAUACUGUACUGUUGUAAAUAUUUUGCUGUUUCGCACUUAAUUGAAUAAAUAUUCUUAUAUUAUAUGCUA